Messenger RNA from Aspergillus fijiensis CBS 313.89, 443 nucleotides. RefSeq lists its product as uncharacterized. Lineage: Eukaryota; Fungi; Ascomycota; Eurotiomycetes; Eurotiales; Aspergillaceae. The record is from RefSeq and is a predicted model, not a curated record. The coding region runs from base 83 to 334 and encodes 83 amino acids. The transcript has 3 exons.
CCAAUCUACUCCGGAGCUUGAAUAUCCUGCUUAUCUUGGCGGAAUUGGGAAGUGUUGUCGAAGCCUGCCUGUUACGGUGGAGAUGCAUGCCACUAUGAAAAGUCAGAUAAGAUCAUCAGUAUGUAUGAUAAUGCCUUUAUCAUUGUAUCAAUGGCUGGUUUGUCAACAGUACAGCUUCACAUGGCAAGAAGAAAAGGCUUCAGUUGGCGUCGUACUACUGUUACCACUAUAUGCACAUGCAGUAACUUCAGCUGUAUAUCGUCUCGAGGCAAGCCGAAGUCGUCGUGUAGGUGGGUCUGUACCCCCAACACUAUCAGAUGAAGCUUAUCUUUAAUUGGAAACCCCCAAGUAUACUAAGGUUCUUUGAUGUGCCUUUCCCCCAAUCUCCGCUCUAAGGAGUCAUUCCACUUCGACUCAUCUUUUUCUCUCCCAAAAUAUCCUUC